CACAGUACUGUUCUCAAAGAUUCUCUCUCCAUUACAUGCAACUAAACAUACCCUUUCUCCCUCCCUCCCUCUUCUAUUAUAAAAACCCCUCACACACCUUCCCCUCAACUCCACACCAUAACACACAAACUUCACAAACACAUACACUACUUCAAUUGAACGCACAAUGGAGUCCCUUUCCUCCACCAAACACAAUCACAAUCCUUCUAAGCCUAAUUCUCUUCACUUAGAGAACCAGCCUCAACUACCACCGGAGCCAAGUCCUCUACGUAAGAUCAUCGUCGUGGCGUCUAUUGCUGCCGGUGUUCAGUUUGGAUGGGCUUUACAGCUCUCCUUGCUGACUCCCUACGUCCAGCUGCUUGGUAUUCCACACACUUGGGCCGCUUAUAUCUGGCUCUGCGGCCCAAUAAGUGGGAUGCUUGUGCAGCCUAUAGUAGGCUACCAUAGUGACCGCUGCACGUCGCGGUUUGGACGUCGGCGGCCCUUCAUUGCUGCCGGCGCUUUAGCGGUUGCCAUCGCAGUGUUCCUUAUAGGCUACGCUGCUGACAUGGGACACAUGUUUGGUGACUCGCUGGAGAAGAAGGCCCGCCCGCGCGCCAUAGCCAUCUUCGUGGUCGGGUUCUGGAUCCUUGACGUGGCGAACAACAUGCUUCAAGGUCCAUGCCGGGCACUUCUCGCCGACCUCGCUGCUGGAGAUCAACGGAAAACGCGGACGGCCAACGCUGGCUUCUCCUUCUUCAUGGCGGUGGGAAACGUCCUAGGAUACGCCGCCGGUUCCUACAGCGGUCUCCACCACAUAUUCCCGUUCACAAAAACGAAAGCAUGUGAUGUAUACUGUGCAAAUCUCAAAAGCUGCUUCUUCCUCUCAAUCGCGAUGUUGCUAACUCUAGCCACGGCGGCGUCGGUAUACGUCAAAGAGAAACCACUCUCGCCGGAGAAAUCAACGGCGGCGGACGCCGAGGACGAAGGGAAAUCACACGGCAUGCCGUGCUUCGGAGAAUUGUCUGGCGCGUUCCGCGAAUUGAAGAGGCCGAUGUGGAUCUUGUUGCUGGUGACGUGUCUGAAUUGGAUCGCGUGGUUCCCGUUCUUGCUCUUCGACACCGAUUGGAUGGGGAGAGAAGUGUACGGCGGAACGGUUGGUGUUGGUAAGGCAUACGAUAUGGGAGUACGCGCCGGAGCCUUAGGGUUGAUGUUGAACUCGCUUGUGCUCGGAGCGGCGUCGUUGGGGGUGGAGAUUUUGGCGCGUGCAGUUGGUGGAGUUAAGAGGCUUUGGGGAAUCGUGAACUUCAUUCUUGCAAUUUGUCUUGCAAUGACGGUUUUGGUUACCAAGCAAGCCGAGCACUCGCGCCAUUUCGCCCCUGGAUCAAACGACCCUCUUCCGCCGCCCGGACACGUUAAGGCCGGCGCUUUGGCUCUCUUCUCCGUUCUUGGAAUUCCCCUUGCGAUUACUUACAGCAUACCCUUUGCUCUAGCAUCUAUAUUCUCUACCUCCACAGGAGCAGGACAAGGGUUAUCUCUAGGAGUUCUCAAUCUUGCAAUUGUCAUACCACAGAUGGUGAUUUCUGUAACUAGUGGACCAUGGGAUGCUCUGUUUGGUGGUGGAAACUUGCCAGCAUUUGUGGUGGGAGCAGUGGCAGCAGCAGCAAGUGGCAUAUUAUCCAUAAUCCUGCUACCAUCACCGCCGCCGGAUUUGGCCAAGGCCGCAACUGCCGCCGGAGGAGGCUUCCAUUAAGCCAGUGCAGCAACAUACAUCUCAGAUCUCUUUUUUUGUCCCAGUCUUUCAAUAUUAGUAGCCAAAAACCAAAAGAAAAAAGGGAAAAAGAAGUUUUUGGUAUUUGAAGUUGGUUGUGUAUAAGGCCUUUUUAGAUCCCAAGAAGAAAAAAAACAAAUAUGCUGCAAUUUCCCUUUUUGUGGCAUCAAUGACUAAUAACAGUCAUCUCAAUUGUAAAGCCUUGAUGUGGCUGUACAUAACCCUGUUUCACCAGAAAGGUUCCAGCCUUGUCUUUUUAUUUAUAUGAUCAUGUUUUUAGUACCCUUUUUUUUGAGGAAUGUAGUGAUAAAAAGCUAGCUUGCAUGCAUGGAUGGUUAAUCCAUUAAUAAUACCAUGUGAUGGGGAGGAAUUCCUGAAUUUGACUA
Molecule: messenger RNA, 2136 nt
Organism: Arachis stenosperma
Lineage: Eukaryota; Viridiplantae; Streptophyta; Magnoliopsida; Fabales; Fabaceae
Product: sucrose transport protein-like
Exons: 4
Coding region: 167-1732 (521 amino acids)
Biological process (GO): sucrose transport
Cellular component (GO): plasma membrane; vacuole
Molecular function (GO): sucrose:proton symporter activity
Source: RefSeq, a predicted model, not a curated record